UGAGGCUCUGGGUGCACUUUGUCUCCAGGGGUUCAACCGCUAGACGGGACAAGGAGGCCAAGGCUCGAGAGAGAGAAGAGAGAUUUGCAGUGUGUCUGGAGCAAUGGCCUACCAACAGAAACUGGCUGAAAAACUCACCAUCCUCAAUGAGAGAGGAAACGGGGUAUUGAUACGUAUGAACUACAUAAAAAAGACCUGUGGGGACCCAAAGCAGCGGCCGGCAAUCCUCACUGACAAAAACAUGGAGUCUGCCAUGAAGUACAUCAACAAGAAAUUUCCCAACAUUGACUUUAGAGGGAAUAUUCAAAAUCUGACCGGCAUCCAGCGACAGAAAUCUGAAGUGCUGUCAGCCACAUCAAGCUACUAUGAUUCUUUUCUGGAUGUUAUUGAGUUCAGGGACCAUGUUUAUGAGUUGCUGAACACCAUAGAUGCCUGCCAGUGUUUCUUUAAUAUUGCAAUCAACUUUGAUUUCACCAAGAAGUACCUGGAUCUGAUCAUCACCUACACUGCCGUUAUCAUUAUUCUCUCUCGCAUUGAUGACAAGAAGACUCUGGUGGGAAUGUACAACUGUGCCCAUGAGAUGACGAAUGGGUGCAGCGACCCUUCCUAUCCACGACUCGGCCAGAUGUUUCUGGAGUAUGAGAAUCCCUGGAAGAAGCUCACUGAGGAGUUUGGGCCUCACACAAGGUCUGUGACAGCAGCGUUGCUGUCUUUGAGAAUGGUUUACCCGCGCAGGAACCUGCCAGCGGAGCAGUGGCGGAGUGCCCAGCUCCUCAGCCUGCUGAGUGCCCCAGCUGCCAUGUUGGACCCAGCCUGUUGUGAUACUAUGGCAUGUGAAUACCUGUCUAUGGAGGUGAUGGAGAGAUGGAUCAUUAUUGGAUUCCUAUUGUGCCACAGCAGCCUGAAUACCAACGAGGCCUCCCAAGGGCUGUGGAAGAUGGCUCUGAGGAGUGGCCUCAACCUCACCCUCAUCAGAGAUGAAGUGCUCAACAUUCACAAAGUCUCAGAGGACCUCUUUGACAGCAUCAAAGGAUAUAGCAAGCGAAUCGCAGACAUCAAAGAAUGCCGUGAGCAUGUUAUACUCAACUGUGGAGCUGUGCACAGAGAGAGGAGGCACUUUCUGAGAGGAGCAAUCAAAGAAUUAAUAAACGUUCUGGAGGAUGAACCUGGACUCCUGGGACCAAAGGCCCUGUUUGUCUUCAUGGCUCUGUCGUUUUCCCGUGACGAGGUUCUGUGGCUCGUCAGACACUCUGAAAACAUGCCGAAGAUCAAGACGCCUGAAGACUACAUUGACAAUCAGAUGGCAGAGUUGCUGUUCUACAUGGAGAAGUUGAGGGGUCUCUUGAGAAAGUAUAAUCACGUAAUACAGCGCUACUACGUUCAGUACCUGGCACAGUUUGAUGCCUUGGCUCUCAAUGACACCAUGCAGAACAUGUGCGUGUGCCCAGAGGAGGAAUCAGUCCUGAUGACUUCAUUUGUUUCAACGUUGUCUGCUCUCUCAAUCAAACAAGUGGACAACAAAGAGGAGUUCGAUUUUGGAGCACUUAGACUGGACUGGUUCAGACUGCAGGCUUACACAAGCGUGAACAAGGCUCCUCUUUCCUUAAUGGAAUACCCUGACUUAGCAAAGGUGGUGAACAUGAUCCAGUUUCACACCAAGAUAGUGGACAGUGUGGAAGAACUGUUGCUGGAGACAUCUGAGUUGUCCAUAUUCUGUUUUUACCCACGUGUCUUUGAGAAGAUGUUUAACCAAAGCAGUGAGGAGAUGAAACGCUACCUCAUGUCCUUCCCUUCUGUCUGUUCCCACUUCAGCCAAUGUGGAAACGCUCUCUGCCCAGAAGAGACACAGGCAAUGGAGAAGAAGAGUCUGCAACUCUGUGUGACCUUCCUGGAGCAGAUAGCCCAGCAGACCAGCAAUGUGGUGUUGGAGCUGUGUGCUGAGCAGUACAAUCUCAAUGAGAAGUUGCUGCCCAAACAUUGUGCUGAGUCCAUCAGUGCCGCACGCUAUAGAAAGCAAAAGAAACCAAUGCCAAAAAAAGGAGAGGUCCAGAAAGAGAAACCUGGUGCUGAAAGCCUGAGGAAAGAUCGGACCAUUGCCACCAAUGUUGACAAGAUGCAUCUGAUGCUGACAGAGCUCUGCUCCUCCUACAGUCUCUUCAAUGACUUUAUCGUCUUCGAUCACAUCGUCGUCCCGACAGAAUUCCUCCUUUCUCAUCUGGAGUCACGCCUCUCCGAUAUCAUCGUGAGAAUGGCCAAUUACAACCAGACCACCCAGGAGAUAGCCCGUCCGUCAGACCUCCUGGCAGGAAUAAGAGCCUAUACAACCACCCUGCACAGUUUCUCCAGCUACCUCAAUGUGGACAUCACCCGGCUGGUGAAGAAUGUCCUGCUGCAGCAGACACAGCCAAUGGACGCUCGUGGAGCACAGACCGUCACAACCCUGUACACAAACUGGUACUUGGAGAGUCUCUUGCGUCAAGCCAGCAGCUCCCUCAUUGUCCACUGUCCUUUGAUGCACUGCUUCCUCAAUCAGACCUCUGAGAAUGACCCAGGUUUCAAAGCAGAAGAGUUCUCCGAUAUAUCAGAGCUACAGGCCCUGGCGGAACUGAUUGGUCCAUACGGUCUGAAGUUUCUCAGUGAGAACCUGAUGUGGCACAUCACCUCUCAAAUCAGGGAGAUGAAGAAAAUGGUGAUUGAGAACAUGGACGUCCUGGUACAGAUGAGAAGCAGCUUUGAUAAGCCAGAGGAAAUGUCCAAUCUUAAAAAGAGACUGACAGGUGGAGAAAAUGUGCUGAAGAGGAUGACCAUCAUCGGUGUGAUCCUGUCCUUCAAAUCAAUGGCUCAGAACUGUCUGAAACACGUCCUACGUAAGCAUUGCCCAUUUCUGAUGGGACCCAUCAAGUGCCUGAGAGAUUUCAUUUCCCCUGAGAACGACACCAAGGUGACACUGAGUGUUUUUGAGCUGGCAUCUGCUGCGGGGCUGAAAUGUGCCAUUGAUCCUGCCCUUGUUGCAGCCAUUAGCAACAUGAAGACAGACAACACGUCCAUCGAUGAAGAGUACAAGCUGUCCUGUUUACUGCUCGUCUACAUCGCCGUGUCCCUGCCCACCCUGUCCCUGGACAACAACUCGUCCUACAGCCGAGAGCAUGGAGGCCACAACAACAACAUUCACUGUUUAGCUGCAGCUAUCAACCACCUGACUGCUGCCAUGUUCACUGUUCAGAGCAAGAACAUAGAGCAGCACCUCAAAGAGUUUCUCUUGAUGGCCUCAUCAACUCUGCUUCAGCUGGGACAAAAUAUAGACAGAGUGGAGGUCAAAAACCGAGAAUCCAUCUACCUGCUCCUCCACAUGAUCGUGGACUCGUCUCCAUUCCUGAGCCAGGACAUGUUGGAGAGCUGCUUCCCAUACGUUCUGCUCCGAAAUGCCUACAGAGAGGUGUACAGGUCCUUCAUCGUCACUCUGGGCUAAGAGUUGAAACAUAUUUUAAUUUAGCCUUUAUGAAUUCAAGUAUGCAUUCAUCUAAUUGCUAUAUUUCAACAUCUUCACGCCAGGUUAAAGUCUGUCUUAUUAUCAAGUAAGUAUUACAGUGCUGAUUUGUAACAACUGAUCAAACAUCAUAUCAUCAUAUAUUCUUUAACAUCCCUUUCACAUUUUAUGUACCAGCAACAUAAUGACACAAAUUAUUUUCUAUUACAACCACAUUUAUUCAGAUUUUAAAAGAGAUUAUUCUAAUAGUUGAUGUGUAAUGUUAUGUUUUCACAAUCCUUCCACUAAUAAAUAUGCUAAUUAUAA
Solea senegalensis (Senegalese sole) is the source of this 3793-nucleotide messenger RNA. RefSeq names its product NCK associated protein 1 like (gene nckap1l). The record is from RefSeq and is a predicted model, not a curated record. Lineage: Eukaryota; Metazoa; Chordata; Actinopteri; Pleuronectiformes; Soleidae. Bases 104 to 3469 code for a protein of 1121 amino acids. Gene Ontology annotation, biological process: cell migration; cell morphogenesis; cortical actin cytoskeleton organization. Gene Ontology annotation, cellular component: SCAR complex. The transcript has 31 exons.